This is a messenger RNA of Vespa velutina, 2981 nucleotides long. Its product is annotated as protein VAC14 homolog. The record is from RefSeq and is a predicted model, not a curated record. The transcript is spliced from 6 exons. Bases 624 to 2858 code for a protein of 744 amino acids. Gene Ontology annotation, biological process: phosphatidylinositol biosynthetic process; positive regulation of kinase activity. Gene Ontology annotation, cellular component: endosome membrane; PAS complex. NCBI's taxonomy places the organism in Eukaryota, Metazoa, Arthropoda, Insecta, Hymenoptera, Vespidae.
UGCACUUGUAGUUCAUAUUUCGUCCAUACCAGUUGUUGAAAUUACGCCCGUUUCGAAAAGUGAUAAUUGCCUUAAUAAUUAGUUUUAUUAUUAUAUUUAAGUAAAAUAAAAACUUACUAAUAUUUCUAAUUACACAUUAUAUGAAGCAACAUUUUUAAUGGCUAUAACAAGAGGAUUUAAAUCUCGUUUAUGCUUCAUUAACAAUUGAUUGUGAAUACGAUUUGGAAGUGUGUCAUAAAAUAGUGUUGACAUUUAUUCCCCUUUGGACAAGUCCCGUUUUUUAGUCAUUAUUUUUCUUUUUUCUUUUUCUUUUGUUCUUCGAAAGAAAAGUUUUUUUUUUAAUUGUUUUACUUUAUUAACGUUGUGAAAUUAAAAGUAUAUUAAUUAUACAGUAAAUUAAAUAUUUUAGAUAGUAAUUCCCAAAAAGAAAAAGUUUAUUAUAAUCGGAUUACGUUAAUUAUAUCCCUGUAUCACUAUAUCGCCGAUAUAACUAGUGAUAACCUCAAGACACUUCGAGGAAGAAGGUCGAAUUUUUUAUCAUAGAAACUGCCUUUGGUUAAACGACUAUAGAUUUUUAUGAAUUUUAAUGUUAUAUUUGAUAUUAUACUAAUAAAUAUUGGGAAAUGAUGUCAGAUCGAGAUUAUGCACCAUUAAGUGCAGCGUGCGUUCGUUCAUUAAAUGACAAAAUUUAUGAAAAACGAAAAGCAGCUGCUGUGGAAAUAGAAAAAAUGGUCAAGGAAUUUGCUACACACAAUAAUACCGUUCAAAUUAAAAGAUUAUUAAAAGUACUUGGUCAGGAUUUUGCAACUUCACAAAAUCCGCAUACAAGAAAAGGGGGUUUAAUUGGUCUAGCAGCUAUAGCUGUUGGUUUAGGAAAAGAUACUGGGCAAUAUAUUGAAGAUUUAAUACAUCCAAUAAUAGCAUGUUUUUCUGAUUCUGACUUAAGAGUUAGGUAUUAUGCUUGCGAGAGCCUUUAUAAUGUAGUAAAAGUAGCUAGGGGUGCGGUAUUACCACAGUUCACAGAUAUUUUUGCAGCUUUAAGUAAAUUAGCAUGUGAUUCGGAACAAAAUAUAAAAUCCGCUACAGAAUUACUUGAUAGACUUAUGAAGGAUAUUGUAACAGAAAGUGGUCUGUUUGAUUUAGUUGGUUUUAUGCCACAAUUAAGAGAACGUAUUUAUACUAAAAAUACAUUUGGUAGACAAUUUGUUAUAGCAUGGGUAUCUGUCUUAGAUGCUGUACCCAAUAUGGAUUUUAUUACAUUCUUACCAGAAAUACUUGAUGGAUUAUUUAGAAUUUUAGAAGAUCCAACACCAGAGAUUAAAAAGACAACAGAUAUAGUUCUUGGUGAAUUUUUGCGUAAUAUAAAAUCGAAUCCAGCAAGAGUAGACUUCUCAGGAAUGAUUAAUAUUUUAAUUACUCAUGCUCAAAGUACUGAUGAACUAUUGCAGUUAACAGCAAUAACUUGGAUUAAAGAAUUCGUACAGCUUUCUGGUCCGGUUAUGUUACCAUAUAUGUCUGGAAUACUUGUGGCAGUGUUACCAUGCUUAGCAUACGAUGGAGAUACAAGAAAAAAUAUUAAAGAAACUGCAACUCAAGUUAAUACAAAUUUAAUGAAAUUAAUAAUGAUGGAAAAUUCAGAUGUUUCAAAUAAAGUUUUAAUAAAUGAAAGUAAUAUUAAUUCUGCUAAAAAGUCGAAAGAUGGUAAUCAAAAUUGUUCUUUGGCUGAAAGUUUAGAUCUGUCUAGUUUGGUAGAAGUGCUCAUCAAACAUUUAAUGUAUAUGUCUGUUCAAACUAAAGUUGCUGUUCUAAAAUGGCUUCAUCAUUUAUUUACAAAUAUUCCACAUAAAAUGUUUGAUCACAUAGAAGUAUUAUUCCCAAUUUUAAUGAGGUCUUUAAGUGAUAAUUCAGAUGAUGUAGUACAACAAACUUUAGUUGUAAUGGCUGAAAUAAUUAGUUCAAAAUCUUCAGAAGCAAUUACAGUUGAUUAUCAUAAUGAAGUGCAAAAUAAAUAUUUUACAAAGUUUAUUGUAAAUUUAUUAAGACUAUUUUCAACUGAUAGAAAUUUAUUAGAAGAAAGAGGUGCUUUCAUCAUAAGAGAAUUGUGUGUAUUACUUAGUGCUGAAGAUAUAUAUAAAACAUUAGCAAAAAUAUUGUUAUAUGAAGAGAAUUUAAGUUUUGCAUGUACUAUGAUACAAACUUUAAAUAUCAUUUUGCUAACAAGUUCUGAAUUAUUUGAUUUAAGAAAUAAAUUAAAAGACUUGGAUUCUUCGGAAAGUUGCGAUUUAUUCCAAUGUCUUUAUGAAUCUUGGUGUCACAAUCCAGUUGCAACUGUAGCCUUAUGUCUUCUAUCACAACUUUAUCCCCAUGCACUUAACAUUAUCAAAUCAUUGUAUCCUUCAUUAUAUAUUCACUAUAUAUGCAAUUUAUAUUAUUUACACAGACACAAUAAUAUUUUUCUUAAUUUUAUAUCAUAUAGUGAAAAUAUCGAAGUUACUGUUGAAUUUUUGACAGAAAUAGAUAAAUUAGUACAGCUUAUUGAAUCGCCUAUAUUUACAUAUCUGCGUUUGCAGUUAUUAAAUAGAGAGGAUAAUAUUGACUUAAUUUAUGUACUGUAUGGUUUGUUAAUGAUACUUCCUCAAAGUGAAGCAUAUGCAACUUUACAGCGACGACUAUCUGCAAUUCCUCCAGCAACAAAACCAUUGAGUCUUAAAAACAAUAAAGUAUCCAAUAAACAAAAAUUAAACUUCAUUGAGUUACUAUAUCAUUUUCAUGCUGUCCAAGACAAACACAAAGAACAUAAACAUAAACAAAGAUUAACUUCACUAGUUGAAAGGAAUACAAAUCAAGUUGAUGUAUAAUAUUAUAACUAAUAUGAUAGAAUGUAGAAUACAUUUAAUUGUUAAUUUUUAAUGUGUAUAUAAAUCUGUUAAUUUUUUUAUUGAACAUAUGUAUUGAUGUAAAAAAAUCACUUUUUAAAUUCG